UGUAGAUUUGCGCAUGCGCAUGUAACAAGUCCUUUUUCAAGAUUUUACACAUUUUUACUUUCACCUUAUUUACUUGUCAAAUAUGCCAAGAGGUGGUGGAAGAGGAGGUGGCCGGGGUGCAAAGAGCAAUAAGAAAGGCAGAGCUAGGCAUUUCACAAGUCCUGAGGAAAUAGAAGCACAAAACGAAGCAGAAAGGAAGCAAAGAGAAUGGAGGCAAAAGCAAGGUCUCUCCAGUGAAGAGGAAGAUGCUGCAGAUGUCGCUAAUGCUGCAGCCAGGGGACUUCCCCCAACAGGAAGCUCUAGUGAAUAUGACAGUAGUGACGAUGAGGAUGCCAAGGCUAAGGGUGUAAGUGGUCUUAUAGAAAUAGAAAAUCCAAAUAGGAUCAAACAAAAGGCGAGAAAAGUGACAGAUCUACAGAUUGAUGAUGCUCCACAAUUAUCUAGAAAAGAAAGAGAAGAAAUUGAAAAGCAGAAAGCAAAGGAACGCUAUCAGAAGCUACAUCAGGAAGGUAAGACUGAUGAGGCUCGGGCGGAUCUGGCACGUUUGGCAAUCAUUAGAAAACAAAGGGAAGAUGCAGCUAAGAAAAAAGCAGAUGAACAGAAAGCAAAAGAAGCUGCCGCCGCUGCUAAAGCCAAGAAGUCAUGACAUCACGGUGCACAUGCUACAUGGACACACAUUAUUGCAAUUCAUGAAUUAUACUGGAAUCUAAUCUCAUCUUAUGUGCAUUGCCAACAGAAAGUAAUGAUGAGAUGAAUGCCUUUGAAUGGACACUCUGAUAACAUGCAUGUCUACGAUUGGAAGGUAUCCAAUAUGAUACGCCAAAUUGCAGAAUAUGAGACUUCCAAAGUACAAUGGUACUAACUUAAAUUGAUCUGAAUGGAAAUAUUUCAUGAAUUGUAUUUAAAGAAAGAUAUAACAACAAUUUAAAAACAUUGGUUAAAACAUGUAUUGUCAAAAUGAUUUAUCUUUAGCCCUAAUAUUUACGAUUACAACAAUUUCUUUACCAAAAUAUCAGCAACAAAAUAUCAGCAACAUGUAAUUUAUAUUAUCUGAUACUUUCUGAAAAAUCAAAUAUUGGAAUAAAUUAUUUCUUUAAUAAACAAUAUAUGAGGUUUGCAGUAUUAUCAGGUUGGUUUUUGAAAAAUAAAUUAUGAAGUAGCUGGUCAGCAAUUUUUCAGACUUUGAUAUUACAGAAAAGAAAGUGAUAACAUUUUCUUGAUGAUGCUAGUUACAGAAUGUUUAAUGAAUUGAAAAAAACAUUGGGUUAUUGAAGAAUCAGAGUUAAAGUCACUACACUGCCCUUUUAAACUUUGUAAUAAAAACAGAA
Owenia fusiformis is the source of this 1328-nucleotide messenger RNA. The record is from the annotation of a GenBank genome assembly. Lineage: Eukaryota; Metazoa; Annelida; Polychaeta; Sabellida; Oweniidae.